Messenger RNA from Papaver somniferum (opium poppy), 1224 nucleotides. RefSeq lists its product as uncharacterized. The record is from RefSeq and is a predicted model, not a curated record. The transcript has 7 exons. Lineage: Eukaryota; Viridiplantae; Streptophyta; Magnoliopsida; Ranunculales; Papaveraceae. Bases 47 to 520 code for a protein of 157 amino acids.
UUGUAUAGGAUUGACGAGUAUUCCGAUAUAUGUAUGGAAUUGGGUAAUGUUGGUGCCCAUAUUGGUUUGCAUAUCGAGUAUUACUUACAAGCUCGUGAGCACGAAGGAUGUGCUGUUGCCUUAUCAAGCAUACGUUCAUUACAUGCCGAUUUCACUUGUGCUGAUAAUGAUAUACUUUUGGGCAAUUAAUGUCGGAAUUAUGGAGUAUUGUGGAGUUAAAUUCCCACAAAUCAUGGGAUUAAGCGAGAGAUACCUCCGGUUUUCCGCGAUUUGGAUGUGCACAUCACUCUUGGCGAUUCUGAUGCUAUCGAGCUUGCUGGUUUUUGUCUUUGUGUAUGAACCGGUUUCGCCGCGACGAUACAUUGCCUAUGGAGUACUGGUUCUUAGCGGUCUUGGAUGUUCUAUUAUAGAAAUUACCAAACAUACGGUUGUUACAUCCGCCUGGGUAGACCACAAUUGUGGCUGCAACCCAAUUGCUGCAAAUGCUUCCACAUCUAUGGCGAAUGCACCAAUGUAUUAAGAAAAGCAUCCAAGAUACGGAUUUUCGCGAGCAAUUCUUCAUUUGCUCUGAAAUAUUUGAGCACAAUCAUAAUGAUUGUGUUCAACUUGGUUUACGCUAUCCACCCUAGCAAGGGAUGGGAAGUUACAUGGAUAUGCUUCAGUGCAUUGAAUUCAGCAUAUCUCUUCUACUGGGACAUUAUUCAUGACUGGAAUAUGAUUGGCAGGACAAGAAACCCAGAAUUGUGGCCAAAUAAAAAGUUCCAACUUAUUAAAUGGGUUUUCUACAUAUGGUUUAUUCUUUUCGAUCUAGGUGCACGAGUAGCAUGGCUAUAUCGUUUGAGCAGCAAGGCUAAUGAUGCAAGAUUUGGAUUACUGGCUGCAGUCAUAGAGUUACUAAGGCGCUCGCAGUGGAUCUAUUUCAGAGUAGAGAAAGAAGAUAGAGAAAAUGCAAGUGGUCAGUCUUAAACGAAUUUUUCUUACAUAAUACACAAAAAGUAGUAUAAUCGUAGCAGGAACAAAAUGGUAUAUAUACACCCCACAUAAACAAAUACAAACAAGCUAGACAUAGUUUAGUUCCACACUUCCAUGACAGUUGAUAAUCUUGCUCUGCUUUGACAAACAAUUAACAACAAGGUCAGAAACAUUGUGUGCCGAUUACCAAUGUAAAACUGCUCUGUAAAUUUGAAUGUCUUCCUUUGUACAGGAACUACAUCAAUUUCUUUA